This is a messenger RNA of Blumeria graminis f. sp. triticale, 432 nucleotides long. Lineage: Eukaryota; Fungi; Ascomycota; Leotiomycetes; Helotiales; Erysiphaceae. The record is from the annotation of a GenBank genome assembly.
CGGCUUGUGCGAUGCGAUCAGGACGUCGUUAGAAUAAUCUCUCCUCAUCUUUCUACUCAAAAUAUUGUUUCAAGUCAACCUUUAGUGAACCAAUCAACAGACAGCCCCGUCGUCAUAAUGUCAACUACGCUCAAAUCCAUCAAGUCCCUCGCACCACUUCUUGAUCGUGUUCUAGUUCAGCGAGUCAAGAUGGAGGCUAAAACAGCGAGUGGAAUUUUUCUACCUGAAAGCAGCCGAAAAGAACUUAAUGAAGCGCGAGUCCUCGCUGUUGGACCUGGCGGUUUAGAUAAGGACGGAAAAAGAGUGGCGUGUGGCGUGAAGGUCGGAGACAAGGUUUUAAUCCCCCAGUAUGGAGGAUCGCCAAUCAAAGUAGGAGACGAAGAAUUUUCUCUGUUCAAAGACCAUGAUAUUCUAGCCAAGAUCAACGAGUAG